AUGUCCAGUUCGCAAGACAGGGCGCUGGCUCUGGCGCCCGACCGCGUGUUGGACAUUGCAGCCAAGGCUCUCACUCAGGACGGGGAGCAAGCCCAGCUAAAGAAUGCAUAUGAGGCCGUUGCCUUGAUCGGACACGCCUGCAUGGUCGCAGUGGAUUUCCGUCUGAUUGGACUGGGAGAAGACCAUAAACUAGAUCCUACAGACUCCCCAGUGCUCCCUAAGGAGUGGAACGCUAACACCACCUAUGCUUUUCGAUAUGCUCACACACAGUCCUCGAUGGAGUUUCUACUCAAAGUAAAUCGAUUAGGGAAUAAUGCUGUGGUCCUGGCCUUGGCUCUCGGCCAUGACAAAACUACAUCCUUCGAUAUCGCGGCGAAAGACUACGUCUCCGAAUCUUCCCUCCCUCUAUCUACCACGUCUGAAGCCUCAACUGCCCUGAGACAAGUCUUUAUUUCGAAUCCGCGUCUGAAUGACCUGAUCGGACUGUUUAAGGUAAAUGUGAUCCAGAGAUUGGCACCGGGGCUACAGAAAGAAGGGUAUGAGGACACCGGGGAGCCAUCCCGCACAAGACAGCCUGAACGGCCACAGCAGCCUGAACGCGAUCCAUUGCGUGAUGACCGACUACCAGAGCCAGCUCGUCCUUAUCCCUUCGAUGACCCGUUGGCGGACAUUCCCCGUCGGCCCAUGCCUCCCGGGGAUUUCCCACCACCGGGCUUUGAGGACGAAUAUGAGAUUAACCGGCCUCCCCGGGGGUGGCCAGGUGGCUACGGAGGAAGGAACCCAUUGAGUAUUGGCGAGAGAGAUCUCUAUCCUCCCGGUCUGGGACCCAAUGACCCGUUAAGAGGGACUUUCGGGCCUGGAGGGGGUGGUGGAGGUGGAAUGCAUCCAACCUUCGACGAUCCUCUUUUUGGCGGACGUCGAGGGGGAGGCUACGACCCUCAAGCGCCUCCAGGCUCUAGAUACGAUCCAGUCGGCCCAGGCGAUGGCCCUCCAUUUGGUCGAGGCAGUCCUUUUGGUGGUGGGCGCGGCAGAGGUGCUGGAGGGUUUGGGGGGUUUGGGGGCUUUGGCGGUGACAUCAUUUAG
This is a messenger RNA of Paecilomyces variotii, 1083 nucleotides long. RefSeq names its product PI31 proteasome regulator. Bases 1 to 1083 code for a protein of 360 amino acids. Gene Ontology annotation, molecular function: endopeptidase inhibitor activity; proteasome binding. NCBI's taxonomy places the organism in Eukaryota, Fungi, Ascomycota, Eurotiomycetes, Eurotiales, Thermoascaceae. The record is from RefSeq and is a predicted model, not a curated record. The transcript has 2 exons. Gene Ontology annotation, biological process: proteasome-mediated ubiquitin-dependent protein catabolic process.